AUGUUUGGACAACAAUUGAUUAGAUUUUCCACUAGAAGAGCUUUUUCGUCCAGUAUUAGACAACAAGCUCAUUUCAAAGAAGGUGUUUAUUCCAACCUUCCCGUCAAGGUUCACAACAGAAAGAUUCCAUUUGGUUUGAUCCACUUUGGCUUUUUCACCUUGGGCUUUUUGGUUCCAUUCUUCUCCUCGUUUGUUCAAAUGAGAAAGUCUGGUUUGAUGUGA
Zygotorulaspora mrakii is the source of this 222-nucleotide messenger RNA. It is a transcript of the gene COX8, whose product is annotated as cytochrome c oxidase subunit VIII. Gene Ontology annotation, biological process: mitochondrial electron transport, cytochrome c to oxygen. The transcript has a single exon. The record is from RefSeq and is a predicted model, not a curated record. The coding region runs from base 1 to 222 and encodes 73 amino acids. Lineage: Eukaryota; Fungi; Ascomycota; Saccharomycetes; Saccharomycetales; Saccharomycetaceae.